Molecule: messenger RNA, 5252 nt
Organism: Esox lucius (northern pike)
Lineage: Eukaryota; Metazoa; Chordata; Actinopteri; Esociformes; Esocidae
Product: ras-related protein Rap-2b
Exons: 2
Coding region: 306-857 (183 amino acids)
Biological process (GO): negative regulation of cell migration; Rap protein signal transduction
Cellular component (GO): plasma membrane
Molecular function (GO): GDP binding; GTP binding; GTPase activity
Source: RefSeq, a predicted model, not a curated record
GUGUGGGCAGGAAGAGGGCGCACGGCGGAGACCACUCCACGAACACAGACAUUGCAGAAGGAUCGGAAUUGUUGGUGUUCAACAUGUUACAUUACUAAUGCUGGGUGACGGUCGGAAUCAAACAAAUUCUCACAUAGAACACCGAUUGUGCACGAACAGUUCUCUAGCCCGCCGAUUUGGGUUUAAAACUGCUAAAGGAGUCACAACGGCGUCGCUGCGUGUGGUUUGAAACACUGCAGGGCGACUAGCGGGGCGCAAUUGGGAGGAAGCAGAGAAGAUAGGUAGAGAGGACUGUUAUCAGAACCAUGAGAGAAUACAAAGUAGUGGUGCUCGGAUCCGGUGGUGUCGGCAAAUCCGCAUUGACUGUCCAAUUCGUUACUGGAUCGUUUAUUGAGAAAUAUGAUCCCACGAUAGAGGAUUUCUACCGAAAGGAGAUCGAGGUGGACUCAUCGCCUUCUGUUCUGGAGAUACUGGACACCGCGGGGACUGAGCAGUUCGCCUCAAUGCGAGACCUGUACAUCAAAAACGGUCAAGGAUUCAUCCUAGUUUACAGCUUGGUCAACCAACAAAGCUUUCAAGACAUAAAACCAAUGAGGGAUCAGAUCAUCCGGGUGAAAAGGUACGAGAGGGUUCCGAUGAUUCUGGUCGGCAACAAAGUGGACCUCGAGGGCGAGAGAGAGGUUUCGGCCGGGGAAGGGAAAGCCUUGGCGGAUGAUUGGAAUUGCCCGUUUAUGGAAACUUCAGCCAAAAAUAAGGGCUCGGUGGACGAACUGUUUGCAGAGAUUGUCAGACAGAUGAACUAUGCUUCUGCACCAGGCGGAGACGAUCAGUGCUGCUCGUCAUGUGUUAUUCUUUAAAAGAAGUUUGAUUCCCCCAUGUUUAUGUUUGCAGAUGUAUGUUGCAGGAAGUGUAUGUACUGUUUAGUUCUUCGUGGAUCACCCUGGCCUUGGACGGACCGAAGGGUGGAAUUCCACGGGGGGAGGAGGGGAGUGGCCUAGCUGUGAGGGUGGGGGCCGCUCUUCAGGAAUUCGGCUCGGCUGGAGUGUCUUUGCCGCAAACUCAAUGUACACUAUUGAUGUCAAUGCAAGUGGCACAUAUAGAGCUCCGCUGAGUUGGCAACCCCUGUCUCGGCUUGCACUCACAACUGGAACAUAUACCCUAUGGCAAAUACGUGGAGACUGCGGCUAUGAAAGGCUAUGGGUAUUUCUGUACGAGGAGAGAUGUUUAGAAAAGUAUAUUUUGUUAUUCGCAGCACAUUUCGUCAUUCUUUUGGGCGGGGGGGGGGGGGGGUUCUCCUGACCUCGUGGAGUUACGUCCCGCAAGACUGCGACCACAACACAAAAAGUUUUUGGCGGUCCGUGUGGUUUGAAUUUUAUGCCACAUUUGGGGAGUGUUCUUGGGAGUGCAAAACUCUUCUUCUCCUUCAACAUGUGCAAGGACUUUUAGUGACGUAAGGGAUGGCAAACUGACCGCCCUUGUGUCAAGUGCCUUUUCAAAACAAAUCAGCUGUUCAAAUUCAGUGCCAAUCCGAGUGUGUCUCAAGAUCUACAACGUUUCUCUGGAUAAUCUCUUGGGGGUGGGAGAAGGAAAAACAAGACUAAAGGCCUUUUGUUUUAUGGUGGUUGUCCUCUUUGAUUUUGGCCUGACUAAGGUUUUGUUUUUUUGGUUGCUAUUUGUCUCCUGGGUUUGGCCAAAUUUAAAAACAAAGGUACUGGAUCCUCCUGACUUAACCACACCAAACGAUUCUUCCAGACCACUUAAAUCAAAGGAAUUAUAUGUUUGUUUUUGUUUGUAACAUAAAAAUGUGAUGUACCACUGAAAAACCUAACCUGAUUGUAAGUUUAAUUUCAGACCAGCCUUUUAACAGCUGUCUGUCUGUUUUAAAAGUACUUUUAAUACAAAUUGAAUUUUUUUAAGAGACAUUCUUGUGUUUUUUCCCCUUCUUUGUGUCAUAUCAGUUUUCUAUCAGGUAAUGCACAAACUGUUGUUGCACAACAAGGUCAAAUAAUGUACUUUUUGACCAAAUAGCAUUUUAAGAGUAUUAUUUCUGUGUGUAGUUCAGAUCAAAACACUUGGUUGAGUGGUUGGUAUCUCCUCGUUUGAAGAAUUUGAGUAAAAUCAAUAUAAUAUAAUAAACUAUAAAGACGGGUAUUACAUGGGGCUGAGAGUCAUCAAACCAAUAUUUAAUUCGAUAUGGAUCUCCUGUGAUAUUUUGCAUGCAGUAUCAGGGCCCAACUCUGUGGGAUGAUCAAAGCGCACCUGUAAAUGCUUUUUGGGGUUUUAGAGCUGUAUUCAAAGCAGGUGUGGGGUCUAAGGUUACAUGGCCACAAGGCCUUCCCGUCUGUGCCCCUUCAGCCCAUUGUGUGUGGUUUGAACCUUGCAGUCUAGGUGUUGGCAGUCUAGCUGAGCGGGUUUUGUGAGGUGAGUGUGUUUACCAACAGAGAUUACCCCAGACUGAUCCGGCUGCCUUCAGCAUGUUCUGGGGAAAGUGUAAACAAACCGGAUGCUGACCUUGCAUCUGGAAAUGAGAGAGUGCAAGUUUUCAGUACAGGUUGUUUGUGUUGCCUAGUACCCAUUGUAGUCCACAGUGUCAUGUAUCCAUUAGAGUUCAGAACAAAUGUUGCCCCAAGUGUGCCUCUGAACAGGUUUGGACGCACAGUAGUCGUAUUAUGUCAACUAGCUUUUACAAAAGCCAUGUACUCUUUCAUUGCCCCCCUGUUGAAUCCGGAUCUGGUCUUGUGUCUGUCUUGGUGUUUGUGUUCAACUCUGUAGUCUGAGAGAGUUUGUUAGCCAACUGAAUAAUUUUCAUGAAUUAUUCAGUUGUUUCCUCCAUUUCUCUCAUUGCCACUCUUUUCUGUCUUUUAAUCGCCACCCUCAAGAUAGCUGGUCUCUGCUUUGGCAUAUUCAGUUAGCCAUGCGGCUAGCAUUUAGCCUGUAUAUGUUUUAGUUGUGAUUAAUGAUACGUUUUCGAAGCCUCCGCAAACUAAAACUCAGUGAGGCAGCGAGAGAGUCAGGGAGAACUCUAUGUUUUACAGAGUGGUUUCUCUUCUCUCUCUGUCUUAUAUGGCAGCAUAUGGCUGCAGCUUCUGUCUGGGUGAGGUAUUUACUAGAUAUCCCCCUUGCUGCUCAACUUCAAGCCCUGGCUAUUGUGUAAACAUCUGAUAGCAGAAGAAUUUGCCCUUUGGAGAGGAAAGGGCCAGAAUGUGUGUGGAGUUCCUGUUUUCUCUUUCUUCAACUCCCUUCCUACAGAGAAGAGAGAGAGAGAAAGAGAAAGUUUCACUUCCUAACCCUGUUACAAGAUUAUACCAACCAGAGUUCUGUUCAGAUGUGUAAAUAUUUCAGAGCUCUUAGGGGUGGAAAGUUUUUUAAAAUAUUUUUUCCCCACAGAACUUCCAGAAGCUGUGCUAUAACAACAUACAUCUAAUGGUAUGCAAGCACAAUACCCAUGCCUAUUUAACCGCCAUGUUUUAGUGGCAUGUAGUUCAAUAUGGGACCGAUUUGUUUUCUUCACUCAUCCCAUUUUGCCCAGCAGUGUUUUGCCUUUAACUUGGACACUGCACCCUCCCCCAACUGUGAUAUUCUCACAUUUUUGGUUAAUUCUGUUGGUGGGGGAUCAGUGUACUUCAGGAUUGAUUUCCAUAAUCACAGGCCCUCUUUGAGGACGUGCUGGUUUUUAACCAUGUGGGAGCGUAUUCGGGUUUCAAUGUACAGGAUCCGCCAUUGUCCAAACAGCUGACUUAUAAGUGCCAUGAGGGUGUAUUAUUUGAAUGGCCACAUUGUUUUUAAGUUCAUCCAGCAGAAUCAUGCCACCACAGUCUUCAAUGAGCCAACGUGUCACAGUUUUGCACAUGGACCUAAUCCAGCGUUGUUCAAAGGUGCCAUCCUCCCAACAUCUGUUGACGUGUACUGGUUUCUUUACUGUCUGUCUUUGUAGCCCGGUAGGCUGUUUUGGUGGCCACGUUAGUGUAGCUGGGCUUUUGCUGUGGUCAGGUGCGUGGUUAUCCCCACUGUGGUCAAAGCUUGGUCUGCAGCAGGGAAAUCAGAUCCUAGCUCUGUAUCAAGACGUUUCAUCUGCCGCAUUGGCUAUGGCAUUCUCAGGGAAAGUAUGGCAGAGAGAGAGAGGGUGGAUGGGCGGGCUGGAUGUGGCAGAGCUACUUGUACUGGGUUCCUAAUCACCACAUAGGCUUCUGUUUGAAUUAAAGGGUGCUCUUUUGUAUUCAACGUCACUGGGUUAUUUUGUGUCUGUUUGUGUGUUAAUCGUCCCAAAGCUCAACCAAUGUUUAAAAUGUGGUCGACGUGUAUUUGUUGCUAGACGUCUGUUUUAUUUUCUGCAACGCUGCUCGCCCUCUCACUCUUUAUCUCUCUUGCUUUCUCGCUGUCAUGUUCUUUCUUUAUUCUUUCCCCUUGCGCUCGCCUGCUCUUUGCUGCUCUUGUGCUUUCUCUCUCUUUGCGCUAGCUUUUUCUUUAGUCUUCUCCCUCUCUGUCUUGCCCUCUCCUCUUGCACAUUGCAAGAUGCUUAACACUUGCAAUUAGAAAAGAUAUGUAAAAUGUGACAAUAUCUUCAAAGUGAACAUCUUUUCCAACUCCGGCUUUGAUUUACUCUGGUUUUACUGUAGCAGAACAGGAGGGGACAUAACCAUGGUUUCAUUUCCUGAGUGACAAAACCAUGACAACACUGGAGCCAUGCUGUUGCUUUUUGUCUGGUCGGUGUUAGGGGUAAACUUGUGAGUGUGCACACUCCCAUUCCCACUCUGUCCACACAUGCACAGUUACACUCCCACCCUCUUUUAAGACAAAACACACACCCGAUUAAUCCUCCCUUCUCAGUGAGCUGGGAUGUUAGCUCUUGGCAGUGACUGACAGUUUCUUCAGACCGCUGUUUUCAUUUCCUAAUCAUUGCUUAAAUGCCACUGUCUUAUUACCAGCUCAAGUGGCGGUGUUAUUGCACUUUGUGGAAGCAGUAAUGGUUGUCGGUGCGGAGUUGAGAGGAAGCGGAGUAAAGGCUAAAACGGUUGGCUUUCAAACAGUGGAGCAUGGCCAACACCCCAUGGGUCAGAGGCGCUCAACUGGGAGUGAGCCUUGGUUAGAAGUUGAUGGGUCACCCAUAGAGAUCCUAUUAAAUGCUACAUUUCUAAUUCCUAAUUCUGUGGGGUCACUAGAGAAGUAAAAUGGUUUUAGUGGAUUAGAAGUCCCUUUCAUGCAUUUGUGGAUUGAUGUUUCCGUACAGGGCUCGCAUCUAUGAUCGCCAUAAG